AUGGCUGGAGCAGGUGGCGCGGUUGUUGCCGCAAGACAUGGUGGUGGUGGAUGCUCUAGUCGGGGCGGUGGGAGAGAGUGGGGAGACUAUGGUCUACAGAAGUAUGUGGACCGUUACCGGGCAGGAUCCGAGGGCUAUUACCGGCCCUUCCGUGAAGCGACCAAUGAGGUGGUCUCGGGACCCAGGGCCGAGUUGCCCGCGUCAAGGGACUACUCGCUGGAUCGUUCGGAUACUGCCGCGAAGGAACGCAAGAAGAGGGCGGAGAUGGCCAAGAUUAUCAAGAAGUAUGACAGGAACCGCACGAAGAAGUUGGAGCGGAAGCAAGUAAUCAGGCUGCUCACUGAUACCGACUUCUCCACUCCUCCAGGUACUCAACCGAAGAAAGAGUGCGUGGACUUUUUGUUCAAGCUUUGCGACACAUCCGGGGAUGGUGCCAUAGAUGCCUCCGAGCUUGAAGAGAUGCUUGCGGUGUGGCAGACAUUCACAGAGAAGCGCGAGAUCUUCGAGCAGAAGCUGAAGCAGUAUGAUACUUCAGGGAAUGGAGCGCUGUGCAAAGACGAGCUGCGCGCAUAUCUCGCGGACCUCAACGCUGGAAACCCGGUGCGCGAUGAAGAUGUAAACUGGAUAAUGAAAGCAGCAGAUGUCGUGAAGGAUGGGGAGUUGGGGUUGAUGGAGAUGUCCAUGGCCACCUCUAUUUGGUACGGACACGUAGAACAGAAAUAUCGUAGUCGGUGCUGCUCGAUUUGCUAA
Messenger RNA from Symbiodinium natans, 750 nucleotides. The record is from the annotation of a GenBank genome assembly. NCBI's taxonomy places the organism in Eukaryota, Dinophyceae, Suessiales, Symbiodiniaceae.